AUGAAGGAUUAUUCACCACCAUGGGCAAAGUUGCAGGCGAAAGGGAUCAUGUUCCUCAAUGGGUCGAAACCUAGCAUUCAAAUAAAUGACAAAUCAUAUCAAAACCAUGCCUUAAAAUCUAUAAGCUCAUAUCUUUCAUCUCAUUCAACACCUUUCCAUCUCAAACCACCACUUCCAUCAGCUAAAGAUAUAACAUCUACUCUCCGUUUCAUUCUCUUUCGUCUCAAUUUCACCGAUUCUUCAUCUUCUUCUUCGGUCAAGAUUGAAGAAGAUGUACCGAUUUUACUGAAUUUCUUAAAUUGUCCUAUUAAGAUUAACAAAUCUGUACUAAAAAAUCCAGGUAUACCUCAUUCUUGGCCUUCUUUACUGGCUGUUAUUCACUGGUUAGUUCGAUGUUGCAUUUAUAAUGAUCAUAUUGGAUCCAGUACCAUGACCACUACUACGAGAUCUUUAAAUGAUAAUAAACUUCUUGAUUAUACUUUGAGGAGUUAUAGUCAUUAUAUUAGUGGUGAAGAUGAUGAGGUUGAUGCUUUAGAUGAUGAGUUUAUAAAGAAAUUAGAGUCCGAAAGGAUGUCUGUUGAGAAUAAGGUUAAAUUGUUGCUGGAGGAGAUUACUGAGCUCGAGAAAAAAAUUGAGAGUUUAAGAUCGGCUCCGUCCGCUAGAGAAGUGCUUGAGAAGGAGAAAUCUAUGUUGGAAGAGGAUAUCAAGAAGUUUCAUGCGAUUAUUAAUGAGUAUACAAGUAGAAUUGAGAUGGUAGACAAUGAGUUGAAGGUAAAAGAGAAGGAAUUGGAUGCCAAGGUUGAGGAGAAUCGUAGGAUUUGUGAGGAGAAUGAUGAGUUGAAGAAGCGUAUUGAAGCGCAGACUGUCAACAUGAGAGAUGCAGAUAGGAUGAAAAAGGAGUUACAAGCUAUUGAGAGGGAUAUUACGGAGGCUGAAGUUGAAAGAAGUGCGUGGGAAGAGAAGGCGUGGGAUCUUGACUCGCAAAUUAGUCACAAGUUUAAGGAGCUUGAGAAUCUUUCUAUCGAUUGUAACCAGGCUAUCAGAAGGUUAAAGCUUGGAAAUGAAUAUCAGUAUCUGCUUAAUCCCAAAGGUUCUACUCCUAUGGAUGUUUUGGGGAUUGACUACAAAACUCUCAAAGUUGCACUCAAUGCUUUAUCAGAAGACAUAAAGAAAAGCUCUGUUGCAAAGUUUGAGGAACUGAUUUUCCUGCAACAACAGUCGACCGAAAAUGCUGCAAAGCUUGAGGCGAAAAGAAAUCAUCUUGUAGAACUUCAGUCCAAAAUUGAUAUGCUUGAAUCUCAUUUAAGCUUGAUGAGGAAGGAAUCAGAAGAUUUUACAUCAAAGUGUGCUGUUGAAGCAAAGAGAAUGAGUGAAGAGGUCGAAAGAGAGAGACAUAAUGUAGAGAUGAUGGAAAGAGAAGCAGAAGAAUUCGUGAAGAUCUCCAAGACGAAGUUACAAUUUACUAUAAAACAGCAGGAGGAAGAAAUCCAGAUGUGUGCUCGUGAGUUACUCUCCCUGGUUGAUUCUGUUUCGAAGUAUAAAGAGCAUAUGGAGUCUAUAAUCUCUGACACGGCUCUCUCAGAAACUGUCGAAGCGGUAGCAAGUGCUUUUGAAGGUUCAUUACCAGCUGGCCUUGGUACCUCUGGUGCAAUACAGUCUCACGAACAAGAUCCAAAUAUGCAGGCAAGAUCGACUGAUACACAACCUUCCAAAUAGUAUUUCGUGUAUUGCACCUAAAAUUCAGGUUGUGUCUGUGCAUAUGCUAAUUACUGACGAGGGGGUUGCGACGUUGUGCAUUGUCUUGCGUUGAAAAAUGUAUAUAUAGACACCAUUUGCUGAACAUGGUUUCUAACAAAUGAUCUACUUGACUUGAUUAUAUUUUGGAAGCAUGAAAAUGCUGUGUUUUGUUACUAUGAAAAUGAUAGUAUAGGAGCACUCUAUCAUGUUUUAGCCACGUGUUAGUCUAGCUGCUGUACCUGACCUCGGAGAAGUUCAGUUGUUUAUAAACAUAAAUCCGGUAGUAAAAUGAUUUUACCUUACCUGUGCUAGUACUGGCUAGAGAGCUAGUAUUUUUUUUUCUCGUUUUGUUAAUCUUGUAUUUUUGGCUACACUGUUUAGAACAUCCGUUGGUUUUACAACCAUCUUCUAGUUUAGUUGUAAUGGGGAAUG
Molecule: messenger RNA, 2169 nt
Organism: Papaver somniferum (opium poppy)
Lineage: Eukaryota; Viridiplantae; Streptophyta; Magnoliopsida; Ranunculales; Papaveraceae
Product: kinetochore protein NDC80 homolog
Exons: 6
Coding region: 1-1716 (571 amino acids)
Biological process (GO): attachment of mitotic spindle microtubules to kinetochore
Cellular component (GO): Ndc80 complex
Source: RefSeq, a predicted model, not a curated record